This is a messenger RNA of Ctenocephalides felis (cat flea), 614 nucleotides long. RefSeq names its product RNA polymerase II transcriptional coactivator-like. NCBI's taxonomy places the organism in Eukaryota, Metazoa, Arthropoda, Insecta, Siphonaptera, Pulicidae. Gene Ontology annotation, biological process: positive regulation of transcription initiation by RNA polymerase II. The transcript has 3 exons. Gene Ontology annotation, molecular function: transcription coactivator activity; DNA binding. The record is from RefSeq and is a predicted model, not a curated record. The coding region runs from base 232 to 558 and encodes 108 amino acids.
GAUGCUAAAAACAGUGUAACGACCAUACUCUUCUUUUAUCUAUGGUAACGACAUAUUGCAAAACUGUUAACAGUUGACUUGACAGCUUGACACAUUGUAUUCCUACUUGUUUAAGUGUUGAAGAGCCGUGAGAACUUUGCAGUUUAUUAUAUUGUCUAGGGUUUUGAUGUUCCAGGAUUGAUUAUCUAUUUAUAACCUCACCCCUAGUUAUAUACGAUAAAAAAUCAAGAAAUGCCUCCAAAAAGGACCAAAAAAGAGGAGGAGUCGUCUGAUAGCGAUGAGGGGCCAGUUGAUAGAAACCCUCCACCGUCUAAAAAAUCGAAAACCCCCUCAUCAAAUAAAGAAGAAUCCGAAUCAGACACUUGGACACUCGAAAAAUUAAGAAAAGUAACGAUACGUGAGUUUAAAGGGAAAGUAAUGGUUGAUAUAAGAGAGCAUUAUCUUGAUGCGUCAGGUGAAAUGAAGCCUGGAAAAAAGGGUAUAUCACUCUCGGCCACACAGUUUAACAAACUCGCUGAUCUCAUUCCAGAAAUAAAAGAAAAACUAAAGAAAUAUUAAUUUUAUUUUUUGUUUUCAAAAAUGUCUCAAGUUCCAUUUAAUUUAAUAAAAUGAUA